AUGGAUAGAGACAGGAAGAAAGUGAAAAUGGAGAAGGAGGAAGACGAGGAAGAAAAGAUGGAAAAGAUGUACACAUUUCUUAAAAACGCAAGGGAAAUGCGGAAAUACGUGAUCAGCUCCAUUGAGAAGACGAGACAGGAAGAAGAAAGAGCGAGGGUUUGUAGAUUCCCUUCGUUUCAGCCUGAGGAUUUCGUUUUCAUGAAUGGAGCAGAGGCCAAGAACAAAGAAAAAGCAGCUGAUAUAAGCUCUUCAGCAUCCAACGAGUACGGCUCUAAGGAACAGCAAGACGGAUCAGAGACUGACGUUUGUUUAGACUUGAAUCUUUCUCUGUAGUACACAAGAGACAGAGAUCUCUUCAA
Molecule: messenger RNA, 359 nt
Organism: Camelina sativa (false flax)
Lineage: Eukaryota; Viridiplantae; Streptophyta; Magnoliopsida; Brassicales; Brassicaceae
Source: RefSeq, a predicted model, not a curated record